Molecule: messenger RNA, 9962 nt
Organism: Colius striatus (speckled mousebird)
Lineage: Eukaryota; Metazoa; Chordata; Aves; Coliiformes; Coliidae
Gene: SAMD12
Product: sterile alpha motif domain containing 12
Exons: 6
Coding region: 79-633 (184 amino acids)
Biological process (GO): cell surface receptor protein tyrosine kinase signaling pathway
Cellular component (GO): cytoplasmic side of plasma membrane
Molecular function (GO): protein binding
Source: RefSeq, a predicted model, not a curated record
GCGCGCGGGCGGGGGGGCGGCCUGGGCAGCGCCGCCGGGGCCGGGUCGGCGGCCGGCACAGCAUGCGAGGCCGCGAGGAUGGCGGUGGAAGCUAUCCAUUGCAAUCUGAAUCCAAAAGGUAUUGAGCACCCUGUCUCCACAGAAGGUAUUAGUCUGCAGCUUGAAGGUGAAGGAGUUGAAUCGCCCUCUGUUAAGAACACUACUACUCCAAAAGGGCCUGAGUCAAAAGAGACACCUAAGAGACAAGUGGAGCCAGAGAUAUCUAAGUCUGGGACUGUGAAGCUGACCAAGCCUGUGGCAUUAUGGACGCAGCAGGAUGUCUGCAAAUGGCUGAAGAAACAUUGCCCUAAUCAGUAUCAAAUCUACAGUGAGUCAUUCAAACAGCAUGACAUAACUGGCCGUGCUUUGCUGAGACUUACUGACAAAAAGCUUGAACGAAUGGGCAUUGCCCAGGAAGGCCUGCGACAGCACAUUCUGCAGCAAGUCCUUCAGCUGAAGGUGAGAGAAGAAGUCCGAAACCUCCAGCUGCUUACACAAGAUCUCUACUUAAACCUGGAGCAUGGUUUUUUGAGGGUCAUAGAAAAGCAGCCAGCCCUUACAGCCCAUCAAGCCCCGGCAGAGAGCUCUCCAUAAACAUUUCCAGCCUCUAAAGCUGCUGUCCUGCCACUUGAUAUGAAAGUGAACUUUCCUUCAUGAAAAAAACAUAAUAAAUGGCACUGCCAGAAGGUGACCAUGGAGGAUUGAAGACAAACUUGAAGUAAAAUCAGCCCUCUCAAGAUGAUGCAUUCUGGGAAGACCUGGUUUGCUGUGGAGUAAAAGUGCGGUGCAUAGUAUCCAGUGCUAAUUUGUUGAAAAUGGUCAUUGACAGACCUUUAGCUGGAAAAUUCCUUCCAGUUUUCAUCACUGUGCAUAACUUUUGAGUUCCCUUUAGGGGACUGUCUAUGCCCUUCACUAGAAGUCCUGUUUUAGCAUGGCAACUACUGGAUUCUUUUAUUAUGUAUGCAGUUGGCAUGAUGUUUUAGGAAAAGCGUACAGCAAUUCUCCAGUCUCAGUGGAUAUGUUCACAAUAUUAAACCCCGAUAGGAAUGUAAGCGUCUUGUAUAUGUUAGUUUUGCAGUCUAAUGGUAUUCUGUUAAACAAUAUCAGCACUUCAUAUGUGCUUUCUGCACAGAACUAGCACAGUCCAUAUAGAUAUAUGUAAUGGUCUUUCUAAAAACAAAUACCGAGGAUGCAUUUCAGUGUUUGUGCUGAGACCGCAUCCAAGCUGAAGUCCACCACUCUCAUACCUUCACCGUUUCACGGUAGAUUUUGUAGAUAGAUUUGCACGUGGCAGAGGUGUGACUUCUGUUAUCGAGACUUAGAGAACAACUGUGACAGAGGAAGCCAAGAACAGGGUGGGUUGCAUGAGCUGUAGGACACUGUGUCUGCUCUCCCUCUCAUCCACCAAAUAUCAAAGGUUCUCAUUUCCAGUGUGCCAAUGUUUUUUCUUACUUGGCGAGGGACAGACAAGGGAGAGAGCCUUUCUCAGAAGUAUGUGUGACCCUGAGUUUGGUCUAUGAUGAAACCAGAACAAACUGGAAGGAUUCGGGUUCUUUUUGCUGGCCACCAUUUAUAUGUUGGGCAGGGCUGGGAAAUCAUAGUCCAAACCAAACUCUCUGAGCAAGGUAGAGUGUAAAAUUAUACUUCUAAGGAGCAAGAGACUCCCUUUGGAGAGGGCAGACAUCUUCAUUAACUUUUUCCACUUCCUAUCCAAAACAAUAUUUUGAUAGGAACUGGGAGUAGGCAAAUGGUUCCAAUAAGCCUUUCAAUAUACUGUAGCAGGCUCAAGACUGUUGCAUUCAAUCUGAACAUUGUUUUUUGUUCAGUCUCUGAAUGACAGACCUCAUCACUGGUUGUAUCGCAGCUGGCUGUGGUACUGUUUCUUCCAUGGGGACUCAGUGGAAUUAGUGUCUGUCAUCCACAUCAGGACCUCCUUGACACACUCUUUAUAAUGAACUGAUGCCAUCAACUUACUGAAGGGACUUACCUAUUUGUUCCUUCUUUCUUUAAAAAUCAAAGGUAGCUUUUUUGUGUAUUUAAAGACCAUCACUCCCUCCCCCAGCCUGAUAGGCUGGUGCUGUAGAGUCACUGUUGACAUAUGUGCCAAACGGUGGCUGAGACGCCACACAGUUGUGAAGAUGCAGCCAUGGAGAGAACACACAGCUACAUCAAGUCAGAGGAACCUUUUUAGAUGAAGCUGCUGUGUUAUAAUUCUUAAAAACCAUUAUUCAGUUCAUUGCUAGAGAAUGGAAGGUCAGACACUGAGGGUGCUCCUACAGCAAACAGUUAUCUGUAUCUUUAGGGCUUUCUUUUUUUUCAGAUGGGUAUGGGAUUAGGUUUCAGCUCUCCACCCAUCUCAAAUUCAGCAUGUUGGAUACUUCUGUAGUGUUCUGUCCAAUACUUUUACCGAUGACCAAGGUUUUCAGAAGUCACUAGUGAUUUCUAAUGGUUGGGGCCUUUCCCCAGGUUCUCAAAUGGAGCUCACAAGAAUUACAAAGCACUAAGCUUCUGCAUUCUCUUUCUGAAAAUCCUGGUCCCUGAUUUUAAAUUAAUUGGUGUGAAAAUUCUCCUUAAGGCAUAAGAAUCUUCGCCAACAGCAACAUUUGCACUUUUUAAAGCUUUUCAUAGGGUUGCAGGUCGGAAUCUGAUACCAAGGGACCUGGCCGUGUGCGUGGCACAGGUCCACUGUAAGCUUCAGCAAAUUUUACAGCUCUUUCUGCUACAGGCUUAAAAAAUAUGCUCUGGCAACUGACUGACAUGAAUUUCAUGUUGGUACAGCAAUUAAAAAAGCCCUCUGAGGUAAGUUAUUUUAAAAAGGAGGAGAAUGCUGUACUUCUACAGCAGGAAUUCUCCUAUUUUACUACCCAGGGAAAAAAUCCCCAAUUAUUUGAAUGGUGAAGGAAGAGUUUCUCAGUGUUAUCUUAAAAGGGCGUAGAAGAAGGAGUUGAAUUAGGUGGAGAGCCACUAGAAGCAUUUUUUUUGUCUCAAUGUUAGUUUUGAACAUCUUCCAGUAUAUGGGCAUGAAUUUAGAUGUGUGCACUUCUCCUGUUAAAACAGUUUGUUUUAAAAGCUUCCCAGGAUUUUAGGUACAGUGACCUAGAAAAACAGUGUUAUAGGCCCUGAGAAAUGUGAAAAUCAAGCCCAGAUCCUCAUGUAUCCACUCAGUGGGAAGUCUGCUGUAGGUGUCUAUCAGACAAGUCUCUCCCUUGAAGCUGGUGUAGGCCUCCAUCCUCCAGCCAGCCCGUGCAUGUGGAUAACUGCAAGCAUAGUUCCCCCGAGCCCCGUGACACUUCUCACAUGUGUAACUGUCUGCUGGAGCCAUAAGGAAAUAACUGUACUUUUUGGCUUGUAUUUACCUAUUCAUCGUGUUUGGGUGUUUUUUUAAUCACUGUUAUUCUCCCAAAGUAGGCCAUGCUUCCUCAGGGAUAUUUAUGAAAUUGUUCUACAUCUCCUGAACAGCUAUCUGGAUCCUAGCAUAUUCUCCUGAAAACGUUUUAACAGAAAUAAACAUGUGGGAGAGGUUUUUGUUGUUCUGAAUGGAGGCAGGUACUGUGUUAUUGGAAAGGCUAUUGAGUGGAGACAAUCAAGUCUCUUGCAUUUUUUAUGCCGAACACCUUAUUAAUAGCAGACACAUCCGCUUUCGCCUGGGUCGCAGGAGCAGUUCAGGGGAAAGAAUGCUUUAUCUCUAGUCAAUAAAUCAUUUAUGUCGAGAGUGCCAAAGACCAAGUCAACAUGAAAGGGAGCGAAUCAGUUAUUCUGGCAAAGGAAGUGAAUUUAAACAUGCUCAGGGCCAUUAGUUCGGUGCAAAAGAGUGGGAGACUAAUGCUAUUUUCAUAAAACAGCAAUUAUCAGCCCUGUGGAGAUAGAUAAAUUCGCAAAGGCCAGUGCUGCUGUUACACUGAUCACUGGUUAUUAUCUCUGAAAGAAAGCAGCCUGGCGAUCAGGACGCGGCUCCCAUGAGCAGACGUGCAGCUUCCUGCCGUGUUGGCACCACUCCCGCCACCAUGCUCACCUCCUUGCUCUGUCUCAAGGAGGGUCACAUCAUCAGACCUCACCAAGAAAUGCUGACAGAGACUUGGCCAUCCCAAGCACUUCAAACUGGGAGAAGUCCUGCACGAGAAACCAGAAGGAAUUGCUCACCCCGGAAAACAGGCUGCAGCCGAAAGCGUUCUGUGUGCUGUUUUGUUCCUUGUUUUUUCCAUCUGCUUGGCUUUCUGUGGCUGAACACCCACCAUUCAUUCUGUUGAGGGAAACGGCCUUUCAGGAGGGCAGUUUGAAAAAGCUCUGUGAGCUCUUUGGUUUUGCUCACCCAGCUGCAUGGCGGUGCUCCACCCGUGGGUUCGUCCCUCCCUAUCUGUUCCUUAGGGUAAGUGUUGUCACUCGACAGCAGCUGCAGCAGCAUUGAGGAAAUCCAACCAUUAAAAAUGAUAAAAAUAUGGUUUUGUUUUGCCCUCAAUGUUGGGAAAACCCCGGAUCAGACUCCUGGCAGACUUAUGUGGAUGCUACUCCAUCAAAGUCUCCAGAGAUGUGCUGAUUAAUGCCAGCUAUGGAGCCAGGCCUGGGGUGGGGGUUUGUUAUCACUAACACUAACCUCCCUCCGCCUGCCGCAAAGCCACAAGAUCUCAAUCAUUCAAAAUUGUCUCAGGCAAGCAGAGUAAAAUCCUGCCUCUUUCACACUGACGCCCUUUAAACAAAUGACAUCUCUUUCACCAGAGUCUCCUUGGAAGGCUCGACUGCAGGACUGUGCCGCAGUUGACGCUGGUAUAUAUAGACUGUAGUCAAUAAGGUUUUAAUGUUAAAGGAAGUCCUAUGAUAAAAUUGAUGAGUGAGGGGGGAAGUACCUACCAGCAUUACCUGCACCCUCCUAUAGUAAAAUUCAGGAGAGUUACCUGGAGUGCAAGAAAGCCCACUAACAUAAUGUACGGGUGAUUAGGCAGGCUCAUGAGGAUAAAUCAGCAAGUAAGAAAAGCAGAAGCCAAAAAAUGCAUGGGAAGUCCAUGGUCCAUAGGUUAGGGCUGGUUAGACCAAAGGCUUUACAUAUAUCCUAACAAAUACCAUCAUAGCAAAGCGAAUUCUGAUGUUAGACAGGCACAGCACAGCGAUUACUCACAGGACAUGCAAGCCCCAACAAAUAUUCUUGGUUUGUAUUUGAAGGCAGUAGAGGGAGGGAGUCAGACUGCACAUUAAAAUCUAAUUCCUCCUACUCCAUCAGUAAUUAUGGGUAAUAUUAAGCAGCAACUGUCCUAACGUUUUGAAAUUUGUGGAACUGUUAACUGAAUCCAGAAGGGAAGGAAAACUUACCUUGGUCUCCUCAGAACCAGAAAGCAUGAAAGAAGGUUCAAAUGACAGCAAACCCCCAAUAAUUGAAAAAAAAAAGGAGUGAUUUGACCCUGAUCUAGGUGACCCUGCUUCUGCAGGGGGGUUGGACUAGAUGAUCUCUAGAGGUCCCUUCCAACCCUACCAUUUUAUGAUUCUGUGACCCAAAUAAGCUAUGGGGUCGUUAGGUUCCUGCCAGUCUUAGUCAAAGUCAUGGAAAGGUUGAUAUGACACAAUCAUUAAAGCAAUUAAAAAAUGGUGAGACUGUCCAAAUUAUUAUUGUGGGAAUGUGUAACAACACUAAACUUGAUAUCAGUUCUGUGGUAUCCAAGGCUUGCUGAUGAAAAGAACUGCUGGUGUACUGUGCUUAGCCUCCUAUAGAUCAUUUGGUUCUGGUAACAAAAUAGCACAACGCAAAAUCAGUAUCACCUAUAUUAAGUGUAUUAAAACUGAUUUCAGGCUAGAUCACACAAAAUAGCUGUAAAUAUGAAAUUGGCAUCAGCGAGGCUAUUCCUAAUGAGCUCCUCCCAAGGUCUGCUCUUUUUUCAGUAUUCCUCCCAGGCAAAGAGGAGAUGACUGCUGGCAACAGCCAGAGGUAACAAAAACAGGAGUGCAGUAAAUAAUGGUACGGAGUAGGUCAGUGGUAGAGAGUAACCUGGAGGACAGCAGAGUCAGAAAUCCAGGAGAGAUGGCAGCGAGUCCGGCUUAGGCAUGGGGAGUACAUCUGGAAUAAUGUAGUGGCUGUGAAGAUGUGAUAAAUCAUCCAUCCAUCUUUGGCUCCAGAGCUGCUCUUGCCAGCUGGGAUGUGGGACCAGUGAUGCUGUUCCAGUUUGCUCGGUUACCGCCUGUCUUUCAAAACGGGUAUUGACAACUUGGAAAUAUUAUUUUCAAUAGCUCCCAGUGUCAUUCAAGGGCAGGAAAGCGGGUCUUUAUAAUUAGUGUCAGACUAAUGAAGCUCAAGCUAUUAAUUUAUCAGAGGCAAUUUGAAGAGGUGACUUGAUCUCCAUCUGCAAUCACAAUCUUCUACCUAGGCAGGGAAGUGCUGUCUGAAGGCAGGUAGCUCUUUUAUUUAGAAGAAAAGGGAAUGAUAUGCUCUACUGGUUGGAAACUGAUUUCAAGCUAGAAAUUAAGUGCAAGUGCUCAACAGGGAGGAUAAUUACCCAUGGAGACAACUUACUUAGUUACCUGGCAUGUUCUCCAUCACAUAAAGUCUUUAAGUGUAUGCAGAGCGUUUUUCUAAGUCGGUAAGCUCUACCUCAAACUGAAAUCCAGGCCUGGUGCGGCAGUUACUGGAUGGGGUUAUUAGGUGUGUGUUAUGCAAGGAUUAGACUAGAUCAUCAGAUAUAAACUUCUGAAUUAAAAAUAUCUUAAAGUUUCCAGUGUUACAGGACAGCAGGGCAACCUAUAUCCAUUUUUUCCUCACAAAAUGGUCUUCAUUUAAACAGAUUACAUGAACAGAGCUGUGCUUGCUAGCAUUUGGUGCGACCAUCGGUAGGUUUGCUCUCAGUUCUUAAGGUUCUUCUGCACCUGAUUAAAGGAAGAGAACUGGACCAGAAAGGACAACAAAGCCCCAUGGACAUGCAGAGAAAGUCUGUUGUCUUUCAUGAAUAGCCUGGGACAAAGUGCUGCACCCAAAUGACGGGGCCAAGUGGAUGUGUAGUCUAAGCAAGGAAUAACAACCGUGGGUUUUCCUCUUAACUAAAGAGGUGGCAUCUUGCUGGCAAGAAACAGAUUUUCCUGCCUUCAGCAACUGCAGAGAAGCUGUUGUGUUGAUUGAGAGUUGGAUUGUGUCGCUGUGCAGCUGAACACAGGUUCCAUGCUCUGCAGACAGCGAGCUGUUCCUGCUAUCAUGACGAGCCCCGUCGGAGCUGAUAAAUAAAGCCCUACAAGUGAAAUGACUUCGGAGGCACUACCCAGAGUAACGACAGCUGCUCCCAGCAGUGAGGUUUUGCAAGAUUGAGCCCCGUUGCUGUUGGUUGGUUUAGAUGUUGUACCUUAGAAAUAAGCAAAGGAGCACUCUGCUGCUGAUUCAGGUUUCACAAAACCACUGUCAGUAGGUGUGAGGCAAGCGUGAAGUAUCAGAGCCACCAUCUGCCCUGCUUCAUCAGGCGGUGGGGAACAAACUGGGGCCUACAGCUUAACAAGUAAACAGUUCACGCAAACAGGAGAAACUAUAAAAGCAAUACUUACUGCAAAUUGAUACUGAAUCAACAUCAAGAAGCUGAAACAAGAAGGGAGCUAGCUACAGCCAUAGCUAAGAAGAUAAAGAUCUUUGGGGAUUCUUGCUCUAAUCCAGUGUGAAAUCCCACGAAAAUGAGUUUGGUGUAGAUUUAGUGUUUAAAGAACAUUGGUACAUGCUUACUGCCUGUCAAAUAAAUUCUGCAGAGUCAUUGGCUUCAGUGUGUGAAGGCUUCUGCAUGCCCUCACGCUGCUGAGAGCCCUCUCAGCUCUGGAGGAGAGCAGUCUGGAGUCAGACUGGACAGAGAAGCAGCUGGUCUUGCAGAUGACUGUAUAACGUCUGCUUCUGCCGUAAAAGUCGGAUUGCCAGCAUUAUUAUAACACAGCCAGGCUUAGGCUGAGAAUGAGAUGAAAAGCUCUUUCCUGAUUUUAAUUCCAAAAAAAAGUAGCUAAAUACUUUUUCAGGAAAAAAAAGAUACACUGUAGCUGUUCUUACAUCUCUAAUCAUGUUACUUCUAUUAAGCACUUGCCUUGAGUUCAUCUAUUUAAUAUCAUAAGUCACCAAAUUAAAUAGUGAUACACAGGGGUUUUUUCAAUGCAGGGAGAUCAAUAUUGCAGCAAAACUGCAUGUAAGCAAUAAGAAUCUGUGCAGAGGAAAAAAGAACCACAAUCUGCCCCAUCAGAUGCUUAGGGGACUUAUUUGGUUUUGUUUAUUGAGAGCACAGUUUUACAUCUAGACAGGUUUUCCCUCCUGAGCCAGGCUGUGGUCUCAAGCCCAGUCCAGAUAAAGGAAUUUUUUGCAUCCUCUUACCGCUUCAUCUGCAUCCUUUGUACUGCAAGAGGCCUCUCUGCUUUUCUUCUGAGAAAAGUGGAAAAGAGAUGAAGUGGCAAUAAAGUGUAGAGGGACAUGAGCUUCCAGCCUAUGAAAGCAUAUUGUUGGGAGACCCAGACCUCAGCCUUCUCCCUCAGGGCCCUGUGCCACUGACCAAGGGGCCGAGAGGACCGUGCUGAGCCCACCCACAAGCGAGGCCCGAUGCCCGGCACCUGCUCAUCACGCUCCUGGAGCCCUUGCAGGAGACAUGGUACCUUGCAGAAUCAGCCCCCGUGUUUCAGGGCAUCAGCAAGGGUUUCUGCUGGCUGCUGGGCUUCCCCAGGAGUACAAAGGAAGGGCAUGGGGCAGUGCUCUGGCAACAAGAAUGGCCAGCAUGUGCCCAAAGAGGCCGCGUGUGCUGAGGAGAAGACUCCUUUGCUUUGCACUAAGCUUCUGUGGGACUGGGUGAGACUGGGAGGCAUGUUUUUUUAAAUUUCUCACAGCUACAGCAAAAUGGCAGGGAUGUGCUUUGGGACAUGCUGGGCUUUGCUUUCUGUUUCUGGUAAGGACUGUAGCUAUCUGGACCUGCUUCACAAUGAUGGUUUCUUUUUCACAAGUGGGGGUAAGGUGGGAGUAAUGCCUACCUGUGUCUGUGCAGUAUAAACCAGCAAAGCAGGCUCUACACUUGGGGUCCUCUGUUUUGGGGAGUUGCAUUUAAGAUGCAUUGAACAUGACCUUGAGGAGAGCAGAUAACCAACAACUGGAAUUAUAGCCACACCUGAGCUGUCUCCAAAAGUUGCUCCAAAAUCAGUAGCCCAUGGACAGAGCCAGAUGCCAGGCUACGCUCACACCUUGGUACUGGCAGCUGAUGAAGGAUGCCAGCUGCAGGGAGUGAGAGGGAGCCUGGGGUCAAGGUCCUGGGAAGUCGGGUGGCCUGAUGUGGGGGAGCUGACUGCAGAACGGCCGAGUAUAAGCCCACAGCCAUACCGUGUGGUCACAAGGCUCUCCUGAAGCCAGCAAGUUGUGUCUGGUCCAGCCGCCUUUGGAGUCAGUUCAGCUUGAUAUUCACUAAGGAAAUACUCUAAGCCAGUGAUCUCCAUUUACUGUUAACUUGAUUGAAAGUCUAGGAAAAUGCCAGCACUCUAAUGGUUAAAAAUCAGCGCACGCUCUCCAGUCCAUCUAUGGCAGUGGAACCAAAUGAGGUGUCAUAGUGUGCCUUUUUGUUUGAUGUGCACUGCAUCUCCCCAGGCACCCAAGGUGUUCAUCUGUACAGCAGUGCUUUUUUUUCCCAAAACAGAAAUUACUGUGCAAUCUGAGUUUUAGUGUAUGAAGUGGCCAUCACUGUUAAUCCCACCCUACGGUUUUUAUAUUUACUCUUUAAUUCCUUCUGUUUUCACAGGUUUCACAAAAAACAAAACUCGGGUGGGAGGGAGGAAUUCUUUUAAACAAUGAAAUUAAAACCAAUAUCAAGUUUUUGGUAUCUUCGGGCAUGAUCUCUGGAAGCUUUGGAUAUCUGCUUUAUCAUUUUGUAUAUUUGACAAUUUUGUACUCUGCAUUGUUUGACUUCAUUUGUGCAUGGCGAUGUAUUAAAACAUGGAAUUUUUAUUAUACAGUACAA